This is a messenger RNA of Panicum virgatum (switchgrass), 1633 nucleotides long. Its product is annotated as rhomboid-like protein 14, mitochondrial. The record is from RefSeq and is a predicted model, not a curated record. Gene Ontology annotation, cellular component: membrane. Bases 240 to 1277 code for a protein of 345 amino acids. Lineage: Eukaryota; Viridiplantae; Streptophyta; Magnoliopsida; Poales; Poaceae. The transcript is spliced from 2 exons. Gene Ontology annotation, molecular function: serine-type endopeptidase activity.
UCAAUUUCCUUGAAAGGGGGCUACCGCAAACGGAACGAACUCGGCGGGGCGCAGCGGCACCGCCGCGCCGCAAUCCAUCCCUUCUUUUGCGCCAGGAGAAAGAGGGAGACCAAAAUUCCGAAACCAAUUCAAAGCAGGUGCCGCGAGACGAUUAGAAAGCAGGGGGAUUUUCGAGCAGGAGAGUUUUGCGUGACGGCGGCCGCGGCUUUUGGUUCUGGUGGCGGCCGGCGGUCUCGGAGAUGGGGUCCGGCAUGAGCAGCUUCCGGCGCCCUCGCGGCUUCGUCUUCGACCCGAUGAAGGGGAUAACCCCCCUGUUGGGGCUGCAGGUGGCGCUCCAGUACGGCCGCCCGGGGUCCGACCGGCCGCCCGUCACGGCGGCGCUGCUCGCCGCCAACGUGCUGGUCUUCUUCCGGCCCGGGCCCCUCCACAGGAUCCUGCCCAGGAUCAACGAGGUUGCCCUCAACUACCAACUCUUCGUCAGGUUCAUGUUGUUGGAGAACUUCUUCCUGUCACCUUUCUACCACUGGAACGAAGCUCACUUAUUUGGCAACAUGACAUCUCUCUUGUGGAUGGGCGUACAACUUGAAAGGUCCAUGGGUAGUGCUGAGUUUGCUUCCAUGGUUGUUGCAUUGCUUGGCUUGUCGCAGGGUAUCGCGGUGCUCUUGUCCCAAGGCUUAUCCUUGCUUGGUGACAGUUUUGCGUAUUAUGAUCAUCACAGUAUUGGAUUCUCUGGUGUGCUGUUUGGCAUGAAGGCUGUGCUGACUGACCGGUCGAACGAUUUAAUGUGGCUUUCAGUGAUCCUUAUUCCAGAAAAGUAUUGUGUCUGGGCUGAUUUGUUGCUCACUCACGCUUUGCUUCCCCAGUCUUCCUUUGUUGGCCAUCUUGGGGGCUUACUUGCUGGAAAGGUCUACCUUUGGCUGAAGCGUGCGUUCAAAGGCCAAGACCCGCUCACUCUUCUGAUUUCAGGCGGUGCCAGGGCCGUGACCUCGCAAGUGAGAUUUGCUCAGAAUCUCCUGAAGUCUGUCCUGUCCCAGGGUCACAUAACAGGUCGGGGCAUAGUUGAAUGUCAUUCGUCAGCAAGAGAUUGCCCACGAGGUUUAUGGAGAUGCUCAACCUGCACCAACUAUAACUCAUUUGCCACAGAUAUAUGUGAGAUGUGCAGCACUAUGCGUGAGGAUCAUGCUUGUCCGCGGGGGCAGCAUCAUCAAGAUUGGUGUAAUGGGGAGCUUUCAGUUGAGGAGUUACGCCGCAGGAGGCUGGACAGAUUGGAUAGGUGAUGGAAAUCAUUGCCACCAAUACAGAAUUGUAGUGCUAACCAAGCUUCUCCUUGAAGACCGACAUCACCUUCUCCUCUGUUAGAUAGUUUCAGCAUUGUGAUGUUGAAGAACAUUUUGAACAAUUAGACUUCCUCUCACUAUUAGAUGGAGAUUGUUAGUCAUGUACUCAUGUAGCUGGGUUUUUUUUGUAGUCUCAGCGGAGGUAAGACGGCACAUUUUGUAUAAGUUAUGUCAGGCCACCGUUGGAAUUAAAGUGCACGAGUAUAUCAUAAACACUUUGUGGCAGUGGCAAGAUUCGAUGAUUUGCACCAGUCACUCUAUUUGUUUAUGUGAUUCCUUAUAUAGCUUGAGACAUA